AGCCAGUGGUGACCGCACCGUUAAGGUCUAGAAUUGUCUUGCGUGGCUGUAGGUUGACGCGGGGGAAGCCAUGGAUCAGGGAUACGGUUAUGGUACUUGGGGUACUGAUGCAACUAGUACUCAAGGUGCAUAUGCUACAAAUCCAGCAAGUUGGCAAGGCUAUGAAGGCUAUGACUAUUACAGUGCCCAAACAAACAACUCUACUGCAGCUGCCACAUACAACUAUGACACUGCUGCUGUCAGUGCCGCUACCUGGGACACCACUAAAGCUGCUGACAUGACAAUGAAUGCUAACAUUGGCACCACUAUGCCAGUUGCAAGUUACAGUGCUGGAGCAAUGUGCACUGAGAACUCUGACUCCAUUAUAGCAAAGAUAAACCAGCGUCUGGAUAUGCUGUCAAAGGAAAGCAGUGGUGGUACUGGAGAAGGAAUAGAAGAACAGGGAAGCUCUUUCAGAUUUGAGUCUUUUGAGUCUUAUGACUCUAGAGCCUCAGUGCCUGACCGAGACCUGUACAGACCCAGUUAUGACUAUAGUGAAGUUGGAUCUGACCAAAAUGAUUCUUUUGGAAGCCACUAUGAUGUUGCUGGUAACCGCAGAGAUCAGCCCCACAACAGAGGAAACAACUAUGGCUUUGCUAGAGGGAGAGUCCAGAAUCGAGGGCGUCUAAACACUUUUAAUCGUGACCGCUUCAUGCCAUCUAGUACAGAACGGCUGUCUGCACGAUGGAAUGAGCUGAAUUAUAUGGGUGGGAGAAAUAUGGGAGGGCCUGGGCCGGGGCCGGGACCGGGACCAGGACCAGGACCUGGACCAAACAGGCUUCCAUCACUCUUUUCCCAAGCACUCGUCCCGGAGUACAGAGAUUAUGGUGACUAUGGAGAUUAUGGCAGCUAUGGCGAUUAUGAUUACAACAUGAUGGGAAUGCAAGGAAGGGGAAGGUUUCCUGGGAACAUGCCCUAUGGCUACGGCAGAUCACGAAGCAGACCCAAGAGGAGAGCUUUCCGUGGUCGUCCAGGUGGACGUUCAGAUAACGAAGGUGGCUUACGUAAGCGGAAGCAGUCCCAAAGUGGGGAUGAACCAGAAAGCAAACAAGCAAAGACAGACAGUGAAGGCGAGGACUCUGAUAAUGAUGAUGGUGAAGGAGAUGACAAAUCAGGGGAUGAAGGAGAUAAAGCAUCUGGUGAUGGCUGUGAUGAUGAUGAAGAGACCAAGCAAAGAAAAGAGAAACAGAAGCGCCGGGAUCGAAUGCGGGACCGUGCUAUGGACAGAAUCCAGUUUGCUUGUUCUGUGUGUAAAUUCCGAAGCUUUGAGGAUGAAGAAAUUGAGAAACAUCUGCAGAGCAAAUUUCACAAAGAGGUGUUGCGAUACAUUGGAACAAAACUUCCUGACAAAACGGUAGAGUUUUUGCAGAAGUAUAUUGUGAACAGAAAUAAGAAAAUUGGGAAACGCCGUCAAGAAUUGACGGAGAAAGAAGGCACCAAGCCAAAACCAGACCCUUUCAAGGGAAUUGGCCAGGAACAUUUUUUUAAGAAGAUAGAAGCCGCUCAUUGCUUGGCUUGUGAUAUGCUAAUUCCUGCCCAACAGCAUCUUCUUCAGAGACACCUCCGGUCUGUUGAUCAUAACAGGAACCGUAGGAUGGCGGCUGAACAUUUCAAGAAAGCUAGUUUCCAUGUAGCUAAGAGUGUCCUAAAUAGCAAACACAUUGUGAAAAUGCUAGAAAAGUACCUCAAGGGCGAUGACCCAUUUACAGAUGAAAACGUUGACCAAGAUGUUGACGAAUCAGAAGCUUUAGAGGGGCCUGAAGGUGAAAGGGCUACAGAAAGUUCUGCAGCAGAGAAAAAAGAACAUGCUGGAGAUGGGAUUGAAGCUGUUGAAGACAGUGAAACUGACAAACCAGGAAGCAAUGAGAGAAGCUGCUCCACUGAGACUUUUUCUAAAGAUGAAUCUGUAGAAGAGCAGCAAGAGGAAGAAAAGAGAACAGAGGCAGCAGGAACAGAAGAACCAUUUUUUCCUCCUCAAGGAAGUCUAGAAGAGAGAUCGGUAGAAAGCCAAGGGAAGGAGCAACAUGUUGAGAUGGGAGAGAACUCCACUGAAACAUCAGUGGCUGAAAAUGAUGCUAAGAAGGAAACAGUUGUAGAAAGUGCAGAGCUGCUGCAAGAAUGACCAUGUGAAUGUUUCUGUGAAGGCAAUUUGUCCUGCAUAGCUGUAUAAUUUUUUUCCUGUCUUUAUGUCAGUGUAGUACAUGAUUGUGAGGUGCUGGAUUGCUGCCAAUUUUGUUCUUAUUUUGAAGAAAGGGAUUCAGUACUAUUACAGAAGCAGUCCUGUGCUUUGCGAUUUUGUCAAGUGAAAAUCAUCCAGUGUGUUUCAUUUUUAGGUUGGAGAGCUCAGGAUGCUCUACAUUUCCCAAGAAACACUUGAUAGUCUUGCGUUUUAGAAUGAACAGCAGUAUUUGAAAACAAUUUUUGAUCAUUUAGUUCCUGUUUUAGAUUUUCAGUACAAAAGUAGUAUAGCUUCAUUUGGAAACAAAAUCGAUCCUCUUGUUAAUGAGGGAGUAGCUUAGUAAAUCAAUGUGUUUAUUAUUUCCUGUGAAAUUAUUUGCUCAUUCAAGUUCCUUGAGAAAGGACUUGCUGUCAUGAGGGCUGUUAACUUCAUUUAUCCAGAUUGCAGUAUUGCAUGAAAAAUAGCACCCCUAACAAUAUAGGCUUAAAAUAAUAAAUUGAUUGUGUGUCACACUUGGACCAUCAUUUAUAUUGUGUACUACUACAGAUACUCUGGAUAGCAAGAUGCAUCUUGUAUAUUAUACUGGUAAAGAGGCUUAGUUUGAAGGAGCAAAGUUAUACUACUGUUGAAACCCUUCCUCCCUUCUCACGCAUUUUAGUAAAAAUCACAGAAAUAUCAUUCACAGAGGAGAUUGCCAAAAACUGCUCUAAGAAUACUGAAGCAUUACCAAGACCAGCAUAAUAGGAAUUGAUUUGUUAUGAAUGACAAUUGUCUUACAAAGUUUUAGGUGGAAUGCACACUCUUGCUUUGUCCUCAAUAAAUUCAAAGUUCUUUGUCUCAGCUUUGAAAUAAAUUUGUGAAACUGAGAACUAGUAUCUACUUGUAAUUUAGUUGUCUUUAAAUCAUUUAAGUAUGCAAUUAUAUGAUAACUUAGUUGAACAAAAAGAACACUCCGCUAUCUGGAGUUUGGGAUACAUGCUCUUUUCCAUCUUUCUCACCCUACAAAUGCUAGAAUCUUGUGCUAUAGAGAAAACAUUUGGGGGUAGGGGGAAUGACCAGACAGAUUGAUAUUAAAGUUGCUUUAUCUUUCCAUA
This is a messenger RNA of Eublepharis macularius, 3312 nucleotides long. RefSeq names its product A-kinase anchor protein 8-like. The record is from RefSeq and is a predicted model, not a curated record. NCBI's taxonomy places the organism in Eukaryota, Metazoa, Chordata, Lepidosauria, Squamata, Eublepharidae. Gene Ontology annotation, molecular function: DNA binding; protein kinase A regulatory subunit binding. The transcript has 13 exons. The coding region runs from base 71 to 2161 and encodes 696 amino acids. Gene Ontology annotation, cellular component: nuclear matrix; nucleus.